AUGCCGACAGGGAGCUGCUUCUGCGGCAAUAUCAAGAUCGAGUACACUGGAGAGCCAGCCAUGACUGCGCUCUGCCACUGUGCCGACUGUCGCAAGAUCUCAGGUGGAAACUACUCGAACAACUUCGUCGUGCCGAGCUCCAAUUUCAAAAUCACUCAAGGAACCCCCAAGGAAAUCACCAAGACGGCGGACAGUGGAAAGUCCAUCACCAGCGGCUUUUGUCCUGACUGUGGCACCACGCUCUUCCGGUACGGCGACAGCUUCGGCGGUAUCGAUGGCAUGAGGAUCAUCAAAGCGGGUGUCUUGGACGACGUAAACCUCAUCAACGACACCAAACCUGGCGUUGAGUUGUUUGCGCCAGAGCGUAUCAAAUGGGUCCCCUCUCUGGAAGGCGCUGGCCAGAUUGAUGCAAUGCCGCCCUCUUGA
Molecule: messenger RNA, 426 nt
Organism: Fonsecaea erecta
Lineage: Eukaryota; Fungi; Ascomycota; Eurotiomycetes; Chaetothyriales; Herpotrichiellaceae
Exons: 3
Coding region: 1-426 (141 amino acids)
Molecular function (GO): carbon-sulfur lyase activity
Source: RefSeq, a predicted model, not a curated record